AUGGAUGUAAAGAGUGCUUUCCUAAAUGGAAAACUCGAUGAGGAAGUUUCUGUUGAGCAGCCACUUGGUUUUGAAGAUCUAGCCAAACCACACCAUAUAUAUGUAGAUGACAUCAGCUUUGGAUCCUCCAGCAGGAAACUUUGCACCAAGUUCAUCUCACUGAUGUCCUCUCACUUUGGGAUGAGCAUGAUGGGUGAGCUGACUUUCUUUCUUGGUUUACAAAUUUGCCAACUUCCUAAUGGCAUCUUUAUCAAUCUAGAGAAGUAUAUUCGUGACAUGCUAGCUAAAUUUGACAUGUCCAAUAUCACUCUUAAACCUACUCCUAUGUCUCCACCUAAUAAUCUCCAUGCUGAUCCUGAGGGCAAGCAUGUGAAUCCCACUCACUAUCGGGGAAUGAUUGGCUCGCUGAUGUAUCUCACAACAAGUCGUCCUGAUAUCAUGUUUGCCACUUGCCUGUGUGCAAGAUACCAAGCAUCUCCUAGGGAAUCUCACCUUCUAGUUGUCAAAAGAAUUUUUAAGUAUUUAAAAGGCACUUCCAUAUUGGGUCUUGGUAUCCCAUAG
Molecule: messenger RNA, 561 nt
Organism: Erigeron canadensis
Lineage: Eukaryota; Viridiplantae; Streptophyta; Magnoliopsida; Asterales; Asteraceae
Exons: 2
Coding region: 1-561 (186 amino acids)
Source: RefSeq, a predicted model, not a curated record